Messenger RNA from Chondrus crispus (carragheen), 780 nucleotides. RefSeq lists its product as hypothetical. Gene Ontology annotation, molecular function: iron-sulfur cluster binding; catalytic activity. The record is from RefSeq and is a predicted model, not a curated record. The transcript has a single exon. NCBI's taxonomy places the organism in Eukaryota, Rhodophyta, Florideophyceae, Gigartinales, Gigartinaceae. Bases 1 to 780 code for a protein of 259 amino acids.
AUGCUUCGCGUCGCGCGAGGCAUUCUUCUACGCCCUUCUUUCUCCACCGCAUCCACCUCCAAGCCCCUCAAGCCGCCGACCCUCCUUCUCUCUGAGGUCUUCGCGUCCGUGCAAGGCGAGGGCCCCUUCACCGGCCGCCCGUCUGUCUUCACCCGUCUCGGCGUCUGCAACCUCUCGUGCGCCUGGUGCGACACGCCCUACACCUGGCUCUUUGACCGCGACCGCCAUCGCAAGGUCGCCGCCCGAGCAGGUCCGCACGCCCAGCCCCGCAUUUACGACAAGAGGACCGAGCUCACCCGUACCACUACCGAUCACCUCUUCCGCGACGUGCGCGCCCUCGCGGGAGAGGGGAUCAGAGCCGUCGUUAUCACGGGGGGAGAGCCGCUGCUGCAGAAGAAGCAUCUGCAAGCGUUUGUGACUCGUCUUAUUGACGACGGGUUCGCCAUCGAGUUUGAGACAAAUGGAACCGUUAGUCCGGAGGGUUUACCUCGAGGCGUACAUUUGAAUGUCAGCCCCAAGCUAGAGAAUUCUAUGCAGCCUGUUGAGCAAAGGAUUAAACUGCAAGUUUUGAAGGAAUGCCUUGCUUGGCCGAACUCUGUGCUCAAGUUUGUCGUCGGUGAGCACCGCGAUCUUGACGAGGUGUGCGGAAUCGUCGAGCAGCUCGAUAUCCCGUCGCAUCGUGUUUUCCUCAUGCCCCUUGGAACGGUAUGUAUUUGCGGCUCGGCAGUGCCCCUUGUUGAGAUUACUGGGCUUUCGAUCGAGUCUCAGUCCUCCUUCUGA